Messenger RNA from Eruca vesicaria subsp. sativa (arugula), 952 nucleotides. Lineage: Eukaryota; Viridiplantae; Streptophyta; Magnoliopsida; Brassicales; Brassicaceae. The record is from the annotation of a GenBank genome assembly.
CGGAGGAGAGAGUCCCGGCGAUGGCGGAAGAUUUCUCGGUGGUAGUCUUAGCUUCCGAUCUAGGCGUUGACGCUAGACCGUUCUUAACGAGAAGCGAUGAGAUCGAUGAGCAAGAGAACUGGCACGAUUGUCCUCAAUACCUAGGUGACGAAGACUUCUCCGAUCUCGACCUCCUCCACUUCUUCACCCUCCAGGGCUCCGAUAAGUCCGGUAACCGGAUCUUCCGCGUCGUCGGAAAGUAUUUGCCUGCUCGUGUGGUGAGUGCAGAGAGGCUGAAGAAGUAUAUAUUCCAGAAGAUUACCAACGAGUGUCCAGAGGGACCUUUCUGCUUGGUUUACAUGCAUAGCACGGUCCAAAAAGACGAAAACUCACCGGGGAUUACAAUCUUAAGAUGGAUCUACGAGGAUCUUCCUUCAGAUAUCAAAGAUAGACUCCAAGUUGUUUACUUUGUACACCCUGGUCUUCGUUCAAGACUCGUCAUUGCCACUCUUGGUCGCCUUCUCUUAACUGGAGGGCUGUAUUGGAAGAUUAAGUAUGUGAGUAGGUUGCAGUAUCUUUGGGAGGAGAUAAAGAAAGGGGAAGUGGAAGUUCCUGACUUUGUGAAGAACCAUGAUAAUGUGCUUGAGCAUAGACCGUUGACGGAUUAUGGAAUCGAACCGGAUCCCUUUCACUUAACCGAGGUUCAGUCUUCUUCCUUCUCGCUUAACCAUUACGAGAACAGAUGGGUCUCAUAGUAUGUUUUCUCUAUUUGUGAAGCCAGAACCUCUAUGUUUUAUGUUUCUUGUACAGAGUAUAAUUCAGUGUCUUAUAAGACUCUUCAGUGUCGAUCUUGUUUUGAUUGAGUUUGGACAGAACCAGUUAAGUUCAGAGACAGACUAUUGUAUGAAUUAUGAAGAUAGAAAGUACAUGUACACAGAAACAUUCUAGAAUCAAUAUACAAACAAAAGCUGUU